Coccomyxa subellipsoidea C-169 is the source of this 1622-nucleotide messenger RNA. RefSeq lists its product as hypothetical. Bases 141 to 1106 code for a protein of 321 amino acids. The record is from RefSeq and is a predicted model, not a curated record. Gene Ontology annotation, molecular function: alpha-(1->6)-fucosyltransferase activity. The transcript has 5 exons. Gene Ontology annotation, biological process: protein N-linked glycosylation. NCBI's taxonomy places the organism in Eukaryota, Viridiplantae, Chlorophyta, Trebouxiophyceae, Coccomyxaceae.
UCUGGGUCUGUCUGCAGGUAUACAUGAUGAUGCACAGGCAAAUGGCUAUGUGAACACCGAUCACAAGCGUAGAAGCGCAGCUAUCGUUCUGCAGCUUUGUCCAGCACAUGAGUUGAAGAAGGAACUUGUCUCUAGUUCCGAUGGUGUUCCUAAGGGGUUGGACUCGGAGAGUUUCUCAAGCUGCUUUUGUUGCAUUUCUAAGCCUUGGCAAUUUGGCUCGGUGCUGUACGGUCUAUGAGUUCAAUGGCUCAGGAUUUGCUGCAAACGCGUUUGCGCUAGCCCACAUGGUGCCCAUUUAUCACAACACCAAUGGGACUUUUUUCUUAGACAACACAAACAACCACUACAGAUGCAGCGAGGAUGGUGGGUGGCAUGACUUCUUUGCCUGGGAGGACAAUCUCGUGCCCUGGACUCAGGAAAAGGAGGACGCACAGCCAGAUGCUCCCUGCAUUCGCCAUGACAUCAGCAGCGUCAACAAGGUGGUGUUUGAGAACCUGAAGCUGAGCUGGGACGAGCUCGACUUCAUUGGGGUAAAGAAGGCGUGGAAGUAUCAGCCCUGGGUCCAAGAGGCCAUUGACAAGCGGCUAGACAAGCUGGCAGAUGUGACCCCACCCAGCAUCGGUUUCCAUGUGAGGGGAGGAGACAAGCUGGCUGAGGACAAGAUGCUGAAUCGUCAGACAACAGAGGUGGAGGAUCUGAUCAAGAAGUUCAUGGUCACAUGGCCGGAGAUCAAGGGUGGGACGUGUGUGAUGAUGGGGGAUGAUCAUGCGCGCAUUUCUGCGGCCUCAAAGCUGGCGGGCAAGCAGCUCGGCUGCAAGGUGUUCCGGGGGUCGCCAUACUACAGGAAGGAAGGGCACUUGCAGGACCACUUCAACCAGCAGAGCUACGAGGACAAGUGCAGCGGCACAGUGCAGCUGCUGAUUGACAUGGAGCUGCUGGCCCACACCGACUACUUCAUUGGGUCCUACAACUCACGCUGGCCGCGCGUUGUCCAGUACCUCAGAUAUGUGCUCUACAACAAGGACCGCAGCACCUCGGUGGACGCCUCUGCCUAUGGCCUCGACCUGUUUUCCAACAUCAAGCGCAUCUUCCAGACCAACGCAUGACUUGGGGCUUGUUUGGCCUUGCUGCAGCCAGAUGUGCUACAGACCUGAGUGUGUCUGUUCCUGAAUGCUGUCAGAUUGCUGCUAUGAAUGUAAUGUGGGAUACCUCGCACUCCAUGGCGUGCAUAUGAUUGCUGUAUGGUGCCGCUGAUUAGUUCUGUGACGGUUGAUUGAAAGCCUCAGGCUGAGCCAUGCUGCAUGUUGCUCUGCUAUAUGUAUUGCCUUCGCAAGCUUGCCUUGAGGGCAAAUUUCAUUAUCAACAGGAUGCGGUGCACUAUGCAUGUUCCUGAAGCAGUGUGGUUUCACAAUAUAAAUGAAGUUUAUGGAUUUUGCUGCAAUCCUCCUUUGUUAUGGACGUCAGGGGUGCCUAGAGGGUCUUUUUGGAACCGAUUCUCAUGAUCAUCGGAAUAGCUGUAUACUCGGCAGACAAAGUACCAGCGCAUGACUUCCAUGGCGCAGACACAUGCAAUCGUACGAUCCAACGUUGUUGACAUCAGCAGUUGUAAAAAUAUUCAAGCC